Messenger RNA from Cuscuta europaea, 917 nucleotides. The record is from the annotation of a GenBank genome assembly. Lineage: Eukaryota; Viridiplantae; Streptophyta; Magnoliopsida; Solanales; Convolvulaceae.
GUUUUUUCUUUUCUUUUCUUAUUUUCUAGCCCUCCAUCUACAAGAUACGGAGAUCACCCUUCUAGCUUUCCCCUCCUUGUGGGUGUCAUGGACGACGGUCGCUAAUGAGAAAACAUGGCAAAGCAUAUGGCAGAUCAACUAUUACUCCGGUGGUCUUCCCCCGCGAUUCACAGACCAACACACGGUGAAAAAAUGCAGUGUUGGGAAUGCUUCUCCAUCGUACCUGCGGCAAUUUCUUCCCUAUUUUAUUUGCAAUUUCCCCUAUUUUACCCUCCCUUAGUUCCUCCCUUCUUUCCUCUUCAAUUCUUUCUAGUAUUCUUUUUCUUUUUGCCUCCAAAUGCAAUUGACGGGUUAGGAGAGGAACUAAUUCACCGAGCCUAAAUGCUAGAAACUUUUUGGAUCUAAAUUGAACGAUUUGUUGUCUUCUGUGUCACACCAUGCUUCUAUCUCAGCCAACUGAGGAAUAGCCAUUAAAGACUUUUUUUAUGGUUCAACUCUCGUCAUCCCGUUACUGGGGCCAAAAGGGGUGUCAACCUUCUGGUGAAGACAGCAUAGCAGAUGGCGAUAUGCUUUUUGAGAUGAAUAGGGAGGGCGGCGGCGGCCUCCUAGCCAUAUCAAUAGACCUGGAAUGGCGGAAGAUAGAAACAAAUGAAAGAAGAAAAUCAGGAAAGAAAAUGAAAAGAAAAAACAAACAAAAAUUGAAAACCAAUAAAAACAGGCCAUGUGUUCCGUUUACCUGCUGGAUAGGUUUAUUCAGGUCACCCACUUGUUUUGAGAAGAUAUCCCUUAAAAACAGGCCAUGUGUUUUUAGAUUAUUUAUGUGAUUUUUUCCUAAGCAAUAAGACUAACAGAAUAUCUUCUAAGAAUAUAGUAUUGGGACGACGGAUUGAAAAUGAAAGAUAAUUAGUUUGACGACG